This is a messenger RNA of Bombus pyrosoma, 4264 nucleotides long. RefSeq names its product golgin-84 (gene Golgin84). NCBI's taxonomy places the organism in Eukaryota, Metazoa, Arthropoda, Insecta, Hymenoptera, Apidae. The transcript is spliced from 8 exons. Gene Ontology annotation, cellular component: Golgi cisterna; Golgi membrane. Gene Ontology annotation, biological process: Golgi organization; retrograde transport, vesicle recycling within Golgi. The coding region runs from base 409 to 2172 and encodes 587 amino acids. The record is from RefSeq and is a predicted model, not a curated record.
AUAAUUUUUUAUUUUUUUUUUAUUAAUCCUGGUUUAUAUAAUGUGACUUUAAGUCACAUGAACCACUAAUUUGGGUCAUUACUUUUAUUAGCAACUCGAUUUAUAUUAUUUAUAAUAUUCAUAAUUUUUGAAGACUGGUAUUUUUUAGAAAUUUCAGUAGUUGCUGUUUCUUCUUACUCUGUUACCUAUAAUUCUUUAACCGUAAUGAUUAAAUACACGUAUAAUUAUUCCAAUUAAAUAUUUUUUAUCUUCCAAGUAGUUGGUUAUUAUCAAUGAACUGAAUUAUGAUUAAACAUUUAUAAAAAGUCAUGUUAAGUUUCUACGGUUCGAGGACAUGAAUUCUGCCAAGUGUUAAACGUCAUCAAAGUUAUAAUAAGUAUAUAUAUAAGCGUAUAUUUUCAUUUUUAUAUGAAAAUGGCAUGGUUGUCAGGUCUUGCUGAUAAGGCAGAAAAUUUAUUAAAUAAAAUAGAUAAAAACACCGCCGCUGUUUUAAAUAAAGACAAAUAUGAGUUACCCCAAUCUCAGUUGACACAUGUUACAUGGAUUUCUUCUGAGUCAUGUGUUAACACACAAGAUGAUACAAUUUUGAAACCUUCUACACAUACAGAAUCAUUAAAAGAAUUUCCUUAUGUUCGUUCAGUACCAAAUCUUUCAUCAUUGACAACAAAUUCUGUUAUGUCUAAAGACGAAGAGCUUCUAACUUUCUUAAAUACAUUAGAUUCAAGUCCAAAAAAUAAUGUAGCAGAAAUUUCAAUGUCACCAUCAACACCUUCAUCGCUCAUGGUUGAACAUCCAACAGAUACUACAGAUUCUGUAUCGGACUUAUCAAUUCAUAGUGGCCGCUCUAGUCCUAGUUUUGUCCAUACAUCUGUAGAAAUGCCAGAUAAUCUUAAUCAUGAUGAUGUGAAUGUUGACAAUGCUAAUUUUUGUAAAGAUGUAAUAAUAAAUACCCUAAAUAAUGAAAUAAUGGAAAAUCAAACUUCUGAUAUUGUUUUGAAUAAUGAUCAUACUGAAAAGUCUGAUAAUAUAAAACAAGGAUACGAGUAUGAUGUGAAACAAGAAAAUACAGAAAUAGAUAAAUUGAUGAAUUCAUCUCACAAUAAGUAUAUAAGAAAGUAUUUGAAAGAAGUAGAAAGAAACUUAGAAGAAAGGAAUGAACUACUUGGGAAACAAGAAACAGAUCAUCAAAAAGAAAUCAUAGUUCUGAAUGAAAAAUUGCAGUCUUUAUAUACAGAAAAAGUACAAUUAUCUAAGCAAGUAAUAGAAUUACAAUCAGCUUUAGAAAGAAGUAGAUUAGAAUUAAACUCCACUAGAUCUGAUUUAGAACAACAUAAAGCUAGAGCUCUAAAGACAUUGCAAGAAAAAGAAAAAUUAAUAGCAGAAUUAAGAUGCAAUGAGUCUACAGAGAUGGAUGAUAUAACAAUUAUGGAACUAAACCAACUGAGGCAAGAACGUGAUAUACUCAGAGAAGAAAAUCAACAAAGUUCUGAGCAAUUAAGGAUAGUACGUGAAGAAUUAAUGAAUGCUGAUGUAAAAUUGGAAAAAAUGCGACAAAAAUCUGCUGAAGCAAAUAUACAAGCUCAAGAAAUUCUUGCUACAGAAAGGCGUAGAAGAUUAGAUGCAGAAGAAGAUGCAAGAUUACAUUCAGAUGAAAUAAGAUCAUUGAAGGAUGAAUUAAUUCGUCAAUGUAAUAAUUAUACUACACAACUACAAAAAAGUGAUUCUGAAAUCGCUCGGCUUAGGGUGCAAUUAUCCGCAGCUUCAACACCAAGCAGCAAAGUAGAAUCAAGAUUGACAUCUUUGACCCAAACAUUGGUUUCAAAACAACAAGCAUUAGAAAUUUUAACGACUGAAAGAAAUGCUUUAAGAUUACAAUUAGAAAAAAUAGAACAUGAAUUUAGGAAUAGUCGACGUAACGUUUCGUAUAAUAGCAUAAACGAUACAGAUGACGCUAAAGCUCAAGUACCCACAUUUUUGAUAGAAACUCCAUUUGAUACUGGAGUUACUAGAAGAGUAAAACGAGCUUAUUCAUUGUUAGAUGCUAUUAGUAUUCGUACAGGAGUAUUUUUAAGACGGUAUCCUCUUGCAAGGAUUUUAGUACUAAUUUAUAUGGCAUUACUGCAGUUUUUGGUUCUUAUAGUUCUUCUAUCGCAAUCACCAGAAGCGCAUUAAUGUAUGAUAUUUACAAUACAUGUAAUAGAACAUUUUUGUAAAUAUUACAUUGGGAUGGUGCAUACAUAUACUAAUAUUAAUUACUAAUUAUAUCAGUAACUUUUUAUAAACUAUUAAAUGAUAUGUUAUAUAAUGUACGAAAAUUUCUAAAGAGAGUAUUUCUAAAGAGAUACACAUGUUAAUUUUUAUAAAUGUAUUUGAAUGAUUGUUUUGUAAUAUAAUAUAUGUUUGUUUUGUUUUAUAAUAUAUGUAUGUAUACCAUGUUGAUCAGUGUAGUAUAUCCCCUUGUACGUAAUUGUUGUUAGAAUGGAACAGAAAUCCUAUAUUUACAAUUAAUAAGCAAUGAAAUAUCUUUAUUUAUUCAAAUUAUCAUUUAUUUUUUCAUUAUACAGAAAAACAAACAAUACUACAAAUAUAAUGAACAUAAUGUAUUUAAUUCAACCUAACCUAAAUAAAUAAAUAAAUAAAUAAAUAAAUAAAUAAUUGCUUGUAUUAUAUCUUUUCUACAUGAAAUGCUUUAAAAAAAAGCACUUAUUAUUCUUUAAGUUGAAAUGGAUAAUUUUAGAUAUAAGAAUAAAAUUUUUUAUUUAUUGCUGGAAAUAGUAGCUAAGGAUAUUAUAAUGAGCAGUAAUGAUCGAACGAUAAAAAUGAUUUUUAUGUGUGAAGGUUAAUAAUGAAUUUAUGAUUUCAUCACUUUUUAUAUGAUAAUUGUAAUUGUAUAUGGUAUCAUUGAUAUAAAUUUAACACUAUUUAAUUAAUUAUAAUAGUUAAAUGUUUAUUUUAUGCAAACUAGUAUCUGUUAACGAUAUGGAAUCGAACGUGAUCACAUAGAGGAUUCAAAUCUUUUUGUGAAGAACGUUUAAAACAGUAAUUUAGCAGAUGCGCUUUUAAGAAGUUAAGAUCAUUUCAAUGUAUGUCUAAUAAUUUAUUAAUAAUUUUAAAUUAAAAUUUUUUUAAUAUGUUUUACAUAUAUCAUUACAAAAAGCGGAAAUAUCUAACUAGGUAUAUCCUAACUAAUUAUUAUUAUUGAUUAUUUUUACAUUUCCCUAUAAUUGUUAAUUUGAUUUGGUUGAUUCUUAUUGCUAUGUAUUACUAUGAUUAUGAUAUCCUAAACGAAAAGAACUUGAUAUGCCACGUAAAAACAGAGAUAUGCGAACAAACAAAAUUCUGUAUAUUCAUUCGCGCUUCUACUUUUCUGUAGACAUGCAAUAUGUUCUGUUUAACUGGAACCGUUCAAAUAUCUGGAAUGAUACGAAAAAAUGUUUCAGAUCGAAGUUGUAUGGUAUUGAGGGAGAUAUACGAGGAUCUUGAAAAGUUCUGUAAGGUUGACAUUAAAAUUUUUAGAUUGAUGCCUUAAUUUUUUAUUACAUAUUCUUGUAGCUGAUAUUCAGACGUUUUUAAAAUAGUAGAAACUUGUGUCUUUCGCACCAUUCACUAUCGAAAUUUAAACUUUCAGAUUCGGCUGAGCAAUACAAAGAAUUAGAGAAAAAUGACUAUUCGCAACUAUCUGGCUAUUUUUGAAAUAUUAGAAAACUAUAGUCUUGUGUUUCUUAGCAUAAUGAAAAAUAUCUUUAUGCGUCUUAUACUGUGGUGUACACAUCGGUUAGCGCCAAUACCGGUAGCACGGCGAAUUUUAGAAUUCAUAUCUCAAUAGUGGGCGGUGCAAAAAAUAUGAGUUUGUAGUGUUUUGAAAAAAGUUAGUCUGGAUGUCAACUACAAGGAUAAUAAAAGAUAAUAAGAAUAAUGCAAAAGUAAUAAAAAAUAAAGGUAUCCAUCUAAAAAUUUUAAUAUUUACAGGAUGUUUCAAGGUUGAAUAGAUAAAAGCACAAUAUGACACCCUCGAUACCAUACAAUUGUCUGAAACAUUUUUUCGUAUCACUCAUAUUUUUCAAAUAUUUGAGCGUUUCCAGUUAAACAGGCUAUACCGUAUACAUAUGUAUAUAUUUUACGUUUCAUAUUCAAGGAAUUGCUUUUUCAUUUGAGUGAUUGGUCGCAUUUACGAAAUUUAAAGUUAAGACAAUGAGCAGUUUCUUACUGAUUGACCUAGUACUGUCUAAUGCUACGCCUCUGUUGAAAAUCAUCAAAUUACUAU